Molecule: messenger RNA, 1110 nt
Organism: Ceratosolen solmsi marchali
Lineage: Eukaryota; Metazoa; Arthropoda; Insecta; Hymenoptera; Agaonidae
Product: RAS oncogene family member RabX1
Exons: 3
Coding region: 400-1059 (219 amino acids)
Molecular function (GO): GTP binding; GTPase activity
Source: RefSeq, a predicted model, not a curated record
UUGAAGACAAAAAUGGCGUCUUAAUCAAUGAUCUCUGACAUCAGUACUACGGUUAAAAUCAUUUUUCUCUUUUGUUUUUGUAAUCUCUACUCUGUAGUUAUCUUAAGUAUUUGUUUAGCUAUUAUUUCUAUUAUAAACGUAUCUGAUAAUCUGAUUAAGUGUAAUUUGAAAAAAUUUCGUACAAUCUGUUUCCGUAAAUAUACGCCUCUAUAAUAAUAGAUCAAACUUUAUUGAAAUUUAUAUUGAUAUUUUGACGUAAUAGUGAUUUUUAAAAGUGAAGAAAAAGUAAAAGUAAUUUGCAUGCAAUGUUUUCGUUAAAAUUGUAAAUCGAUCGAUUGUAGAUUCUACAUAAUCAUAACUUUUUGUCUCUUUGUUAAAUGCUCGCUGUUAUGACAAAAUAUGAUAACCGUCGAAGGAAAAGUCGUUCUUCUUGGAUCCCAAGGUGUUGGAAAAACUAGUAUGAUCAACAGAUAUGUAAAUAAAUCUUUUAAUAAUAACGUAAAUCCAACAAUUGGUGCUGCUUUUUUUACUUGUACAAUAAAUUUAGAUAAUGCAAAAGUCAAAUUUCAAGUUUGGGACACUGCUGGUCAAGAGAGGUUUAAGUCAAUGGCCCCUAUGUAUUAUAGGAAUGCUAAUGCUGCAUUUCUUGUUUUUGACAUAACGGAAUAUAAUACUUUUACUUCUGUAAAGUCAUGGGUUACAGAACUUAAACGAAAUGUAGAGGGAACGAUGGUACUUAUACUCGUAGGUAAUAAAUUGGAUUUAGCUGAUAUGAGAAAAGUAGAUUCCGAAGAGUGUAGAAAAUAUGCGGAGUCUAUAGGUGCUUCGUAUUAUGAAAUUUCAGUGUUACACGAUGAAGGCGUUGAACAGGUAUUUUUAGCUGCCAGCUUCGGACUCUUAAAGUUAUCGACUGGUGAAAAAGAUAUUGUCACAACGUUAAAAAUUUACGAUUUUAAUAAUUCGGAGAUAAAAAAUUCUGAUGUGCCUUUAAGCGAAGAAGUUUUAGUAAAUAUGAAUAUUGCUCAUGGAAUUAAGGAAAAACCCUAUCUUUGCUGUUAAUGUUAUUGUUUUUUAUAUUAUCAACAUAAAUUUUAAAUAUGACUGUCAGUA